GUCAAUUUUCUCAAAGUUGCUGUCACAGAACUACUGUGCACGUCAAUAAUUUGCACACUGUUUAUAAAAUUCAACAUGGAAUUAAUUGAUAAUGAGAUCAGGCAGUGGGAUGCAGCCGACGUGAAGGAGCAGUUUGGUGAUAAUCUAACGUUGCUGCCACUAAAUGACAACAUUAAGGAACUACAAACUAUUUUACGAGACAAGAACACAUCACGCAGUGACUUCAAGUUCUAUGCCGACCGCCUGAUCCGUCUAGUGAUUGAGGAGAGUUUGAACAAAUUACCGUUCACUGAUUGUGAGGUAGUCACUCCUACCGGGGCAUUGUAUAAAGGACUGAAAUAUGGUGCUGGUAACUGCGGGGUAUCCAUUGUCAGGUCCGGAGAGGCUAUGGAGCAGGGUCUCCGAGACUGUUGCCGUUCAAUCCGUAUCGGUAAAAUCCUGGUUGAGAGUGAUACGGACACACACGAGGCUCAUGUGGUGUACGCCAAGUUUCCUGAGGAUAUAGCGAGGAGGCAGGUGCUGCUCAUGUAUCCUAUCAUGUCCACCGGUAACACUGUUAAACAGGCAGUAAACGUAUUAACACAGCACGGUGUAAAAGAAGAAAGAAUAAUCCUCUCGAAUCUAUUCUGCACCCCGGCAGCCGCCCAGGCAGUGGUCGACUAUGUUCCAAAGAUGAAGAUGCUGACUUCUGAGCUACACCCCGUUGCUCCCAACCAUUUCGGUCAGAAGUACUUCGGGACAGACUGAUAUGAGGACGAAUUUGAGUUCUAAUCUGUACUUAUUAAAGUUUAGUUUACUUUAUUUGUGUAGCCUAGUAUUUUGUUUUGUUUAUUUGUGCUUUAGAUACUACUGUUUAGGUAGUAAAAUUAUUUAUUGUGUAAUCUACUUUCGGUUGUAUGUAAUAAGCGUUGUUUUUGAUUGUGCAUUUAUGGAAACAGCAUUUUAUUUAAGCGAAUGAUUUUUUUUUUCAAUCUUUUUAUUGGUCUCACACUUUUUUUUCGGAAUAAGACAAAAAGAACUCAAAUAAUGUACUUAUCUCACAUUGUGAGUGGAUGUUUUGGUACAAUUUGUACUAAAAUUCUAAAUUGUAUUAAAAAUAAAUCUAGUUUUAUACCAGUCUUAAAGUAAAACUCGUCUACUAAGAAAUUAUAUAGAAAUGUUAAAAUUAUAUGCUACAUGCUACACGUAUUGCACAAUGACGACGCUUAAAUAUUGACUUAAAGCAAAAUGUAUCAAAUAAUGUACAACUUAAAGGCCAAUUUACAGUAACGCAGCGCAUAGAGAGUUCAAUUUGAUAAACAUAGUAAAUUCAUUCUUAUCUCCAAUGAAUAAUAUCUAUUUUCUGUGUGAGCUAAAAAUCAGAGGAAUCACAAUAGGGAUAAUAACGGGGUAUUAAAAUUAAAAAUCUAUUUAAUCCGUCAGUUAGGUAAUGAAAAAAUAUUAGAGACGUAUUUUUUAUUUUGUCAUAUAAGAUAACAAUACUUAGAUAAAACGAAUCAAAGUUUAGGAGUGGGAGCAAAUACGUCAUUUCUACCAAUAAAACGUACCUUGAAGUGACGACCCGUAUUUGUUUCCCUAAGACAAUAAAAAUUACGUGUUUAAUGUUUUAAAAUAAUCUACAAGACGGACAUUAAAAUAAAAAUUAGACAUCUACCCUGGAAGCUGGAAAUUAGGAUGAAUAUGCUAUAACAUCUCAAAUUGACACUAACGCUACGCCGCGUGUGAAUUUACCUAAAGAGAUGCUAUUAUGAAUACUAUGACUAGUAAUGAUAACCUAUAAUUAUGUAAAGUAUCUAUUUUUGCAAAAUUGACACAUAUAUUGGCUACAUAUAUUAUGACCAUAGCUUUAGUGUAUAGAGAUUUUAAAGUAAAGUGCAAGAGCCCUAUAUGUGACAAAGCCCCAGCAUUUGAAUACUAAGGAAUCGUCAGAGGAACUUGGGCGUGUAUUCAAAGUCUUCUCUAAAAUCUAGUAUUAAGUAUGAAAUUGAUCUAUUUAUAUAAUUAGUAUAAAACGCUAUACAUUUGUGAUAUUGCAAAGAUAAAUUAGUUGAUAAAGGAUUGUAUUUAGUCACACAGUUAAAUAAAUUGUCGAAUUUAUUAAUAAAAUGAGCUGAAGACCAGA
This is a messenger RNA of Spodoptera frugiperda (fall armyworm), 2122 nucleotides long. RefSeq names its product uracil phosphoribosyltransferase homolog (gene kri). The record is from RefSeq and is a predicted model, not a curated record. The coding region runs from base 76 to 747 and encodes 223 amino acids. Lineage: Eukaryota; Metazoa; Arthropoda; Insecta; Lepidoptera; Noctuidae. The transcript is spliced from 4 exons.